This is a messenger RNA of Betta splendens (Siamese fighting fish), 2672 nucleotides long. It is a transcript of the gene tmem174, whose product is annotated as transmembrane protein 174. Lineage: Eukaryota; Metazoa; Chordata; Actinopteri; Anabantiformes; Osphronemidae. The transcript has 2 exons. The record is from RefSeq and is a predicted model, not a curated record. Bases 46 to 804 code for a protein of 252 amino acids.
UGUCUCGGUGAUCGCGUUGAGAGCGGCGCGACGGAGACGACGCUCAUGGACCAACAGAGACCUCAGCUUUUCUGGACUCACAUGAUGAGACAAAGGCCGGACCCCGAGGACAACGGCGCCGCGGCGCCGCCCGAGGACCCGGUCCCGACCCGGGCCUCGGCGCUCCCGCGCUGCCGUGAGCCUGACGGCCUGCUGGAUGGAGAGAAGGCCACGGCCAUGCUGCUGUUCUCUGGAGUCGCCCUGGUUCUGGUGGGAGUCACCUUCACCUUCAUGGGCUGGCGGUACCACCAGACCAACCCCACCUUUGAGUGGCUGAAGCUGCUGGGCCCCAUCCUGAUCUCGGUCGGAGGCACUUUUGUUCUGGUGAGCGUUUGCAACUUCAGCACCAACUUCAGCUGGUUCGGCUGCAGGCAGGGCGACGAUGACGUCAUCGUGAUGGCCGUGACCGAGCAGACGCCGAGGGGACAUUGCUGCACGAUAAGCGCGAGGACCCCGCCGAUCACGAUACACGACGUCACGGCGAUCCUGCGCGCGCCACCGGAGUACAACUUCAUCGCGCCGGACGCUCGGCAAGACGCCGCUCUACCUCCGCCGACGUGCGGCUGCGGCUUCCACGCCCCGCCCCCCCCUCCGUUCCGCGCAGCUUUCCCCCCACGAGAAGCCGCCGCGUCGGACGCCGGAGGAAACAGGUGCGAGAAGACGGAGGACGACGCAGGACGCGGUGGCGACGGUGGCUCCACCAGUUCACGUCCACCCGCUUACGAAGACAUCUACCCUUCAUUCAACGCGCCGAACCUGCCGUGAACGCCUCCCGGAGCGUCCUGGGACGUUUAUUGUCGUCAUCAGCUGGCACGCCUGCUCGUGUUGCGUUAAGUCUGUGGAUGACGUCAGAGUGAUGACUUCAGCCUCCCUGGUGUUUCUCAAAGGAACUAGCUUAGGCUAAUUGUUUGCCAAGCAGCCACAAUUACAGCAUAAAUGAAGUCAUAAAAUCCACGGAGAAGGAAAACCUCAUUGAAAUGUAGCUUUAUGGUCAAAGUCAGGCCUGUCUGUGGACUGAACUGAAUAUAUAUUCAGGAUAAGCUCACAUAUACUGGAUAUACACUGUAUUCAGGCCUUGUUGUGGCCCAAUAGCUGCACAAACCACUGCGUGCCAGAUAAAUUGUGUCAGAAGAAACAUAGACAAUGGUGAAGACAAUUUACUAGAAAUACUUAAAGAAGGUUAUUUUUAAUUGUUUUAUGAUGGAGAAAAUUAGCAUCAAAACGAGGAAGCCAUUUUCUCUUUGGUUAAAGUUCUGUCAGCGCUGCAGUUAAGUGUGUGUGUGUGUGUGUGUGUGUGUGUGUGUGUGUGUGUGUGUGUGUACUAGUACAUAAGUACACUAGUACAUUUGACUAAAUACUUUAGUCAGUAGUUCGUUUUGUUUCCUCAGUGUUCCUAUGAGCACAAGUGUUACUGCACCACAUGGGGGCAGAAACACGGAGGAAGUCAAUGUCUGCAUUUUCACAGAGCAGGUCAACAACAACAACAACAACAACAACAACAACAACAACAACAACAACAACAACAACAACAACACUGAUUCCAUGGGUUUGAACAAGGAUGGUUCUUGCAUUCAAGUAGAUUGUGGGACUAUUUAUUCAUUUAAACUGCACUUGUUUAUUUUACUAUAUGUUUUAUUAAGCUGCAUGCAUCUUUAUUGUCUUUUCUAUUUAUCCUCUAUAUUAGUUUACACUAUGAAAUCCUUAUUCACAGGUUAUACUUCUGUAUUGCACUCAAAACCUUUCCUGUAGUUUUUCAUUAGGUCUAUUUAAUAUCCAUGCCAAACGUUCUUGCCCUGAAUAUCCAUCAAACCAUACUAAGAAGAUGCUCAUUAACCAAUUUGUCCCUUUUUUGGGCCUGUUUUUCUUUUACUUUAAUGAUUCAUAUACAGCAGUGUUGAUGAAUGCACAACAGAGUAAAUUCACUGUAUCACAAUUUAUAGUUUUUUUUAGAUAAGAAGAUAUUAAUUAUUAAUCAAAUUUAAAUACAUUCAUUGUUUCUUUAAGUUACUUGUUAUUUUAUUGAAUUAAACUCGAACCUUUUGGAGAGAAGUAUUGUUUAAAGUUAUUUACAGCCUAAUGUUAUUUAUACUACUUUUUCUACUUAUGUAUUAUGUACUCGUCCAGUCGAAGGUGAGGAGAUAUGCCGCUGUAUCCAGCUGCAUAAAUAGUGGCUCGUUUAUUUUUUAUCUUUUAGACGCUUGUUAAAAUCACCUUGCAACAGUAAAAAACACCCACACACAAAGUCGAAAUUUUUAAAUUCACAGCAAUUUAGCAAACAUCCCAGGACCUCCUUUAAAGUUGCGUCGUUUCGCCUGUGCAGAUCUGAAACCGCAGCGCAAUAUGACUUUCAUUAUUUUUACAGCACAGUGAAAUGCGGGUGGCCGACAAGGGCCAUUAUUUCACCAUUCUGGAGCAACGGACUCGAUUUAUGAAAGUACUACAGAACAACUCCGAAAUAAGAGGGAGGAGGGUGGAAUCAACGAAUCAGUCUCGAUAUGAGUUUUGAUUAUGAAAAGGUUAUUACCAGUAUUUUUGUUGUUAACGAUAAGGAAAACCACAUUAUUCUUUCCAGCUGUAGAUCUUAAACUCUAAAUAUUUAUUUAGUUGUGCACAUAAAUUGCCAAGUAAACUGU